Glarea lozoyensis ATCC 20868 is the source of this 720-nucleotide messenger RNA. Its product is annotated as zinc metalloproteinase C. The record is from RefSeq and is a predicted model, not a curated record. NCBI's taxonomy places the organism in Eukaryota, Fungi, Ascomycota, Leotiomycetes, Helotiales, Helotiaceae. The transcript has a single exon. The coding region runs from base 1 to 720 and encodes 239 amino acids.
AUGAAAUUCUCCACGACUCUCCUCGUCUCCGCUGCCUUCGGCGCUGCUAUAUCAGCACCAAUCGUUGACAAGCGACAACUCACAAAAUACGAUGCUUUAGUCGAUGCAGUUGAGAAGCGUCAACUUACCAAGUAUGACGCUUUGGGCGACGAUGCUGUUGAAAAACGUCAACUUACCAAAUACGACGCCCUCGUGGACGCAUUGGAGAAACGCCAACUUACAAAGUACGAUGCAUUGACCGAUGCCGACGCUGUUGAGAAGCGCCAGCUCACCAAAUACGACUCGCUAGACGACGCUGAAGUCGCUCCUGCCGUUCAAAGACGCCAACUCACUAAAUACGACGCUCUGACUGAUGCCGACCUCGCCGCUCUUGGAAAGCGUCAACUCACCAAAUAUGAUUCUUUUGAUGAUGCUGAGGAGGCAGCCCCUGUAAUCGAGAAGCGCCAACUGACCAAGUACGAUUCCUUCGACGACGCUGAGGAAGUUCCAGCUGUUGAGAAGCGUCAGCUCACCAAGUACGAUGCUCUGGCCGAUGCUGAUGCCGUUGAGAAACGCCAGUUGACCAAGUACGAUGCAUUGGGUGAUGAUGCUGUUGAGAAGCGACAACUCACCAAGUACGAUGCUUUUACUGAUGCCGAUCUUGCUGAGCUUGCUGCUCUUGAGAAGCGUCAGCUCACCAAGUACGACUCUUUUGAUGAUGCUGAGGAAACCACUGUUUAA